AGAUAUUCUAUCAAAAAGUAAUAAAAUGAGGAGAACAUACAUACACAUUUAUUUACUCUUAUGCAUUGUGCGUUAUGAGCUAUCAUUGCCACCACUAUAACAACCGUGGCUUUGAAAAAAAAAUACAAUGACGUUCAAUAUUAUCUGGACCAGCCACCGUAAACAAAAUAUGUCGAAUACAUUUUACGUUCAGUUUCAAAUGCUAAGCGGAUGAGCGCGCAUACGUCAGUUGAUCUUGAGGAAAUUUUUUAAAAAGUAGAUUAUUAAAUUUACUUUUUACAAGACUAGAUCCUAGUAUAUUUUGAAAAUAGAAAUUAAAAAUGGGAAGUUUACGAAGAGACAAUUAUUCGGGUUCGAAAAAAUUAAGAGAAGAAUUUAUAUAUCAUAUUCUUCAGUGGAACCCAAAAUGGUUUACAAAAGGAAAUGAAAGUACUGUUGAAUUAAAAAAAAUUUUGCCAUUACAAAUAAAGCCGUCAUUAUUAUCGUACGAUAGUUUUCAUGAUUAUUAUCAAACUCAGUUAUUAUAUUUGCUUUAUGAUUUCUGGGAUCACAUAAAAGUGAGUUCGGAAAUUCGCAGUAAUAAUGUUCAUAAUACUUACAAAUUAUUUGAUAAUUCGGAAUUUAAAACUCUAUUUUCACGUAGAUAUACUGAAGUCGAUUCUGAUAACCACCAGAUUUUGCACUUGAAAUUACGCUCAUCAAAGUCUUUGUCACACACAAUUAUUCCAAGUGUUGGUACUCUGGUUAAAUUUAAAAAUCCGUUGGAAAAUAAUGACGAACAGUUUGCAUUAAUUCAAAACAUUGUUCAGGAUCAAAUGCAUGGUCAAGUAAUAUAUGAAAUAGCAAUAAAACACAUGGAAAGAAAAAAAAUUCCAAACAUUAUUUGUCUAGUAUCAGUAACUUUGACAUCAUUCUAUAUGACACUCAUUGACUCAUUGAUAAAUCUCCCGCAAACUCCGUUGUGUCAAGCGGUUCUAAAACCUACGAUUGAUAAUUACGAAUUCUCAUCAGUUGAUGAUGAUAAAGUUAUUGCUGUCACAGAGGACACUCUUAGCUCGAAGCAAUUGGACAUUAUGGCAAGAGUUGUUAAAACAGUCGAGGAAAACAAACCUAAAAUAUGCAUGAUCUCAGGACCCGCAGGCACUGGAAAAUCAAAAAUUAUCGCUAAUUGCGUUUUUUCAAUGCUGAGCAGACAGAGCACUGAAAGAAUCUUAGUUUGUGGACAGUCAAAUUUAGCAACUGAUUUAAUUACUCUAGAGCUAAUGGGUCAAAAAUCAAAACUUGGAAGAGAUGGCAUAAGACUUAAUGUGAUUCGUCUAGGUUCAGAGGAAAAAAUGAACGAAGAAGUCAAAUCAGUGUCAUUUGCAAGUCUGAGGAAAAAAUUCCGACGCCAAAAUCGUUCAAUAAUUUUAAGAAAUGCUAAUGUAAUUUGCAGUACUUUAGCGUCUUGUUCGAAUAAUUAUAUUCUACCUUUUUUCAAAGACAUACCGGUAUCAGUUUGUCUUAUUGAUGAAGCACCACAAGCUAUAGAAAUUGAAACAUGUAAUCCACUGAUGCUUGGUGUAAGAAUUUUAAUUCUUUUCGGUGACUCACAGCAAUUCUGCCCCAAAGUAUAUUCUGAGGAAGUACUUGAGAACAAUUUAGGAAAAUCUCUGUUUUGGAGAGCACAAAAAAUAUUUGAAAAAGAAAAAAAUAACCCGAUUUUGACACUAGAAGACCAAUAUCGAAUGGCAGAUGCAAUUGCAGAAUGGCCCAAUAAGUUUUUCUACAAGGGUAAAUUAAAAAAUUGCGCUUCCGUUCGACCUCUGGGUUUUUACAACUACAGAGUACUCAAUCACUCGUCUCCUGAAGAAGAAGGAGGCUACGUGAAUAUUGGAGAGGCUAAAUUAGUAGCCAAUAUUGCCUACACUCUAAUGACUCAAGCAAAAUUAGAGACUUUGAGUUCUAAAAUAGAUAUAGGUAUCAUUGCAUACUCCGAUUUACAGCGUGAUUCAAUAAUAGAGGUGCUGGAUGAAAGGACAUCUGAUAUUUAUAACGAUCGUAAAGAUAAAUUUCAGUUGGCUGUAGUGAAAAUGGGAGACGCGUUCCAAGGAUCAGCUUGUGAUAUUAUCAUCCUGUCAUGUGUCCGUAGUCUAGAACCUAAAUUUAUUGAUAAUCCAAAUCGGCUGUGUGUCAGUUUAACCCGUGCAAAACAUACUCUCAUUAUUUGCGGCAACUUUGCUGAAUACAACCAAAAUGAUAUGUGGGACUUGCUUAUCAAAGAUGCGCAAAAACGUAAUUCAUACUUUACCAUUGGUCAUAAUGAUGAAUCGAGUACCCUGAAGCAGUAUCUAAUUUCUGAUAAUUAGAAAAAAGAAUUCUUCUAACAAUUUUUUUAAGAUAUUUUAUCAAAAAGUAAUAAAAAAAAGGAGAACAUACAUACACAUUUAUUUACUUUAAUGCAUUUUGCGUUAUGAGCAAUCAUUGCCAUCACUAUAACAACCGUCGCUUUGAAAAAAGAAAAACAAUGACGUAAGUCAUAGAGUGAGUUGAUGUAGAUCAUGACAUGAGAUUAUUAUUCUCGUUGUAUUUCCUCCCAUUCUUUCGUAUUAAAUAUCAUAAUAUUGGAUCUAAAGAAAAAUAAUUUUAUAACUUUGUUUAUCGUAGUGUGACUCUGUGUAAUCUUUUAAAGCUUUGGAAUUGUUAAUUAGCAAAUGCCAUUCUUAGAAAAAUAUUAAUAAAGAUAAAAACUCCUCCAUUAUACAACUAUGCACAUUAUUAUCAUUUAUUUAAAAGGAACAAUGAGCACCUAAAAGAAUUAUAAUUAAAUA
Messenger RNA from Microplitis mediator, 2810 nucleotides. RefSeq names its product probable helicase senataxin. Gene Ontology annotation, molecular function: helicase activity; transcription termination site sequence-specific DNA binding. The record is from RefSeq and is a predicted model, not a curated record. The coding region runs from base 321 to 2348 and encodes 675 amino acids. The transcript is spliced from 12 exons. Gene Ontology annotation, cellular component: nuclear body. NCBI's taxonomy places the organism in Eukaryota, Metazoa, Arthropoda, Insecta, Hymenoptera, Braconidae. Gene Ontology annotation, biological process: termination of RNA polymerase II transcription.